AUGAUUGAUUAUAUUACCAAAAUUCCAAGUGAACUCCUUUCUAAAAUUCUCAAGUAUAAUAAAAUCUUGAUAGAUUUAAUGUUGACAUGUAAAAUUUUUCUUAACAUUAUUAAAGAUAAUCAAUUUAAAAUGAAUUGGUUAUUUUUCCAUUUUGGAAAAUCUCACGCUCUUUUUCACACUGUCAGAUUGGGUCCUAAUUUUAUCAACGUUGACCUUGCGAAUAUGAUUGUUGAAAAAAUUGGAAUUUCUAGAUAUUUUAUUCAACGACUUGCUCUUAGAUUUAGUUUAUAUGAUAAAAAACUUUUGGAAUUAAAAUUACAACAUAAUAAUUCUACUAUUAAUGAUUCUUAG
Cetraspora pellucida is the source of this 351-nucleotide messenger RNA. The record is from the annotation of a GenBank genome assembly. Lineage: Eukaryota; Fungi; Glomeromycota; Glomeromycetes; Diversisporales; Gigasporaceae.